AUGGUUUCCAAGAAAGAGAAGGGGACGUCGUCUCCAGACUUCGACAAACAUGAACAGGUUGUGCCUCAAUAUCAUGCAAACACAUACGAAGAUGCGCCAGAUAUGGUCGCAUGUCCACCACACACCACCGAGGCUCAACUCGUGCGAAGAAUCGACUUUCGUGUUAUACCAUUUCUCUGUAUAAUGUAUCUGUUGGCAUUCUUGGAUCGUGUGAAUAUUGCCAAUGCGAACGUCUUUGGUCUCUCCGAGGAACUGGACCUGGUUCGUGACAACCGCUACAAUACAGCUCUGGUCAUCUUCUUCGUUCCAUACAUCCUCUUCGAGAUUCCAAGCAAUAUCCUGCUCAAAAAAAUGAAGCCUCGUGUCUGGCUCAGCAUCUGCAUGUUCGCCUUUGGAUUGAUAACCAUGGCCCAGGGUUUUGUCCAAAACUAUGCUGGCUUGCUCACUACACGCUUUCUACUUGGUCUUUUUGAGGCUGGCAUGUUUCCAGGAGCCUUCUACCUCAUCGGCAUGUGGUACCGCCGCCACGAAGCGCAGAAGCGAUUCUCCUUCUUCUUCAGCUCCACGACCUUGGCUGGUGCCUUUGGAGGUCUGCUAGCAUCUGCCAUCGGCAAGAUGGAUUACAUGCGCGGGUAUCGCGGAUGGCGUUGGGUGUUUAUUUUGGAAGGGUUAUUGACGAUCGUGGUAUCAUUUGCAUUCUUCUUCCUCCUGCCCAACUUUCCAGAGGAAGUCAAGUGGCUCACAGAGGAAGAGCGGACUUUUGUAAAAGCACGCCUGGAAAUAGAUCAGGGAAGCUCGGCCCGUGAACGCCCCAUCAAGGCUCGCGAUGUCGCCAAUGUCUUUCGCGAUCCCAAGGUUUUCAUUGGUGGUCUUAUGUACUUUGGUUUGGUUGUACCUGCAUACGGAUAUGCCUACUUCUCUCCGACCAUCAUCAGGGGCUAUGGAUACAGCCCCAUUCAGACACAGCUGCAUUCUGUCCCACCAUGGGCAGCAGCGUUCGGCUUCUCUAUGAUUUUGGCCUGGUUCUCGGAUAGGUUCAAGCAUCGCUUCAUCUUCGCCAUCUUCGCCAUAUGCGUCGCAAUUGUUGGAUUCGCCAUCCUAAUUAGUGUUCACGACAACUACCAUCUCCAGUAUGGGGCUCUAUUUCUCGUCACUUGUGGAGCGUAUUCUGCUAUGCCAAUUGUAGUUUGUUGGUUCAACAUGAAUCUAGGCGGUCACCACCGUCGCGCUGUCGGUUCUGCAUGGCAGGUGGGCUUCGGAAACAUUGGAGGUAUCAUUGCCGUCUUUGCUUUUCUUACAAAGGAUGCGCCAAAGUACAUACCUGGUUAUUCGAUUUGUAUCGCCUUCGUUUGCCUGAGCGCAUUGAGUUGCUGUGCGUAUCUAGCCAUGUGUAUGUGGCAAAACCGCGCGAGGAGUAAGAGUGUCCGCAAUGUCGGUUUGACGGCGUACGAGAAGACCGAGCUAGGGGAUCUCAACCCAGACUAUCGUUAUCUGUUGUAG
Molecule: messenger RNA, 1500 nt
Organism: Plenodomus lingam JN3
Lineage: Eukaryota; Fungi; Ascomycota; Dothideomycetes; Pleosporales; Leptosphaeriaceae
Biological process (GO): transmembrane transport
Cellular component (GO): plasma membrane
Molecular function (GO): transmembrane transporter activity
Source: RefSeq, a predicted model, not a curated record